This is a messenger RNA of Syngnathus acus (greater pipefish), 1732 nucleotides long. It is a transcript of the gene atg4b, whose product is annotated as autophagy related 4B, cysteine peptidase. The transcript is spliced from 13 exons. Gene Ontology annotation, molecular function: protein-phosphatidylethanolamide deconjugating activity. The coding region runs from base 69 to 1256 and encodes 395 amino acids. Lineage: Eukaryota; Metazoa; Chordata; Actinopteri; Syngnathiformes; Syngnathidae. The record is from RefSeq and is a predicted model, not a curated record.
UCGCCAUUGGUCGAACUGUAGCCAGACUGGCUCGAGAACAACAAACAAGUCUAGCACAGCUCGUCGGGAUGGACGCAGCGUUGACAUAUGACACGCUUCGCUUUGGCGAGUUUGAGGAUUUCCCCGAGACCUCCGACCCUGUUUGGAUUUUAGGGAGGGAAUACAACGCGCUCACAGAGAAAGAUGACAUCCUAUCAGACGUCACUUCACGACUUUGGUUCACAUACAGAAAAAACUUCCCCCCCAUAGGCGGCACGGGGCCCACGUCAGACACGGGUUGGGGCUGCAUGCUGCGGUGCGGGCAGAUGAUCUUGGGCGAGGCCCUGAUGUGCCGACACUUGGGCAGAGACUGGCGAUGGUCAUCAGGGCAGAAGCAAAGAGAAGAGUACGUCAGCAUCCUCAACGCCUUCAUCGACAAGAAAGAUAGUUACUAUUCCAUACAUCAGAUCGCCCAAAUGGGAGUUGGCGAGGGGAAGCCCAUAGGACAGUGGUACGGACCAAACACAGUGGCACAGGUUCUCAAGAAGCUGGCAGUGUUCGACACGUGGAGCAGGUUGGUGGUGCACGUGGCCAUGGACAACACGGUGGUCAUCGAGGAGAUCAAGCGUCUGUGCAUGCCUUGGCUGGAUGCGGUGGAUCUGGGAGCGUGCGGCGAUUCGGCGGCGACCAGCCAACUGAACGGCUGUGUGGAGGGCGCCUGUGCUUUCUCGGGGGAAGAUGUGGAACUUUGGAGGCCGCUCGUCCUCCUCAUCCCGCUCAGGCUUGGACUCAGUGAUAUCAAUGACGCCUACAUACAAACACUCAAGCAAUGUUUCAUGCUGCCACAGUCGCUCGGCGUCAUUGGUGGGAAACCAAACAGUGCUCACUACUUCAUCGGUUACGUCGGCGAGGAGCUGAUCUACUUGGACCCUCACACCACACAGCCCGCCGUGGAACCCUACGACGACGGCCAGGUGCCUGACGACACGUACCACUGCCAGCACCCGCCUUGCCGCAUGCACAUUUGUGAACUGGACCCGUCCAUCGCCGCUGGUUUCUUUUGCAGAACGGAGGACGACUUUGACGACUGGUGCAUGCGCAUAAGGAGGUUGUCGUGCAACAGAGGAGGCUUGCCAAUGUUUGAGCUGGUGGACAGUCAACCGUCACAUAUGGUCAGCGUGGACGCGCUCAACCUUACUCCUGACUUCUCCGAAUCGGACCGUCUGGAGCGCUUCUUUGACUCUGAGGAUGAAGAGUUUGAGAUCCUUUCUUUGUGAGGAACACGCCAACAACCCAACACAGUUUGACGCCUAAACAAACGAGCAAAAAGAAGAAGAUUCUCUUGUCUUUUCCCACGCGCCGAGAGGGAAAAGCCGCCAUCCGGUUUGGGAACGCCCUGGCCUCGAAAGGCAGGAUGGGACUCGUGCGUGCAUUCUCACCUCCAAACGUUUUACCGUGGGAGUCUUAACUGCAUCACUAACUAACGUUGUCAAAGGAGAGCAGAACGGUGCCUUGCCCUCCCCUAACUCCAAAUCCGCCCCCCCAACCCAGAGUCCGUCCCGUCGCCCGCUUCAUCUAAAAGCAUAGCAAAAGUAUCCUUGGCCACCAGACUUAUUUAUUUACUCACCAUCAUACAAGGGAGCAAAGCUAAGCUAGGCUACACAUCUACACUGAAUGACUUCUAAACUUUCGAAUGCGCAUAAAUGGACUAAUAAAUUCCCAAGCAAGUCCACUUAUGCCUUGCUAUGACUUU